Messenger RNA from Oryctolagus cuniculus (rabbit), 3379 nucleotides. It is a transcript of the gene SLC39A4, whose product is annotated as solute carrier family 39 member 4. Gene Ontology annotation, biological process: zinc ion import across plasma membrane; intracellular monoatomic cation homeostasis. The record is from RefSeq and is a predicted model, not a curated record. Lineage: Eukaryota; Metazoa; Chordata; Mammalia; Lagomorpha; Leporidae. Gene Ontology annotation, cellular component: plasma membrane. Gene Ontology annotation, molecular function: zinc ion transmembrane transporter activity; monoatomic cation:bicarbonate symporter activity.
CUCAGAGGUCACAGAGGUGUCCUUGGCCUGAGGGCAUCAGGCUUCAGCAUGUGUGGAUGGGGCAGAGGGGAGAAGCACCUGACCUGGGUGGAGAGCAGGGGCAGAGUCCUGCAGCCUCAGGCUACAGCUCCCCACCCAGCCACACGCCAAAGGCAGGGCUCAGGGUCAGAGCUUGGUGGGACACCAGAGGGAGGGCCCAGCAGUGCUUUGAGCCCAGCAGGCAGAGAUAAGGCUGAGGGGUUCAAAGGCCAGGAAGCUGGCCCGGAGGGGCAGGGCUGGGAACCCUCCCUGGGCCUGGAGCUCAGGACCGGCCCUGACCUCCUGACCCAGGUGCUCCCAACCAGAGAGCGGCCAGGCCAAGGUCCCCGGCUCCCCCUCCUGUUUGUGCUGGGGCUCUGGCUGGUUCCUGGAGACUUGGGCGGGGGAGCAUGACUCAGCAGGCAGCAUUUGCCCGGGAGACCCCAGCCCAGCACCUAGGGAGAGGCUUCCCCACGCCCAUCCUAACAGGGGCUCCUGAGGGCACAGGGGCUUCCUAGGCCACCAGCGCUGGGGGCAGUAGGAAGGGGGUGAAGCAAGGGGCCUGGGGCCGCGUGUGAUCGCGUGGCAUCUACCACCUCCGUCCCAGGACCCCAGCUUGGGGCCAGCCGCCUGGGUCCCAAGGCAACUCCCUCGGGGAGCAGAGGGGUGGCCCCACCAGCUGCCUCUGGGGGUGGCAGGUGGGGGAGCAGGUGCCAAGGCCACCCACCUGCAGGGAAGAGACCCGGUCUCACCAGACACAUCUGAGGCUCCACGGCAGCCCCAGGGAGGACCUGCUACUGGAAUGGCUAAUCCGGCGCCUCCAGCAGCCAAUCACAGAGCCCUGCAGCCAAUACCUGGGAGAGGUCUCCCAUGGCCCAGCCCCAGCCUGGCCCCAGGCAGCCCCAGUGACCCAGACACCCACAGCCUCCAGAAGGCGCUGAGCAGCAGGCCGACGAUGGCGGUCCCGGCGUCCCCGGCCUGCCUCCGGCCGGGGCUGCUCCUGGCCCUGCUGGUGGCGGUGGCCUCGGCGGCCCAGCACCCCCGUCUGCUGAACCUACUCACCUCCAGCCAGGGCGCUCUGGACCGGGAGGCGCUGGGCGGCUUGUUAAAUACGCUAGCGGCCCGUGUGCACUGCGGCGGGCCGUGUGGAAAGUGCCCGUCUGUGGAGGAUGCCCUGGCCCUGGGCGAGCCCGAGGCACCGGGGCGGGCCCUGGAGUCCCGGCACAUCGCCCGCCUCAGCGCAGCAGCCGCCCUCUUCCUGAGCAACCCAGAGGGCACCUGUGCCGACAUCCGGGCUGGCCGCUGGGCCGCCCGCGCCGAUGGACUCCUGGCCCAGCUCGAGGGCCCCGGGGCCCUGACCGCGGGCCUGAGCCGGCUGCUGCGGAGGAUCGAGGACCCCAUUGACCGCCAGGCCACUGGGGAGGAGGCCUGCACGGGUGUCCCUCAGCUGCUGGAGGAGGCGGUAGGGGCAGGGGCCCCCGGCAGCCCUGGCGCGGCCCUGGCCGCCCUGCUGGACCACGCCAGGAGCGGGUCCUGCUUCCGCGCCAUGCCGGACCCCCAGUACUUCGUGGAGUUUGUGUUCCAGCACCACAGUGGCGAGGCGCCCAACCUCACCCUGGCCGAGCUGGAGACGCUGAUGCACACGCUGGGGCUGGGUGCUGAGGCCCACAGUGACCACAGGAGUCUGGGCAGGGCGGCCGGCCCCCAGGAGCCUGGUGCCCUCAACAGCAGCUCCCACGAGUGGGACGUGGUGUGCCUGAGUGCCAGGGACGUGAUGGCCGUGUACGGGCUGUCGGAGCAGGAAGGGGUGAGCCCGGAGGGCUGGGCCCAGCUGAGCCCUGCCCUGCUCCAGCAGCAGCUGAGCGGGGCCUGCAGCCCCCAGCCCACCACCUCCACCAAGGACCAGCUCAGCCAGAGCGAGCAGUACCUGUACGGCUCCCUGGCCACCCUGAUCAUCUGCCUGUGCGCGGUCUUCGGCCUCCUGCUGCUGAGCUGCACCCACUGCAGCGUGGCCACCCACUACGUGCUGCAGACCUUCCUGAGCUUGGCCGUGGGCGCGCUCACCGGCGACGCCCUCCUGCACCUGACGCCCAAGGUGCUGGGCCUGCACACGCACGGCGAGGGGGACCACGCUCACGGCCACACGGACAGCGGGGAUGGUGUCGGCUCGGAGCCCACCUGGCGCCUCCUGGCUGUGCUCGGCGGCCUCUACGCCUUCUUCCUGUUCGAGAAUCUCUUCAACCUCUUGCUGCCCAGGGACCCCGAGGACCCGGAAAAGGAUGCACCCUGCAGCCAUGGCCACGGCGGCCACAGCCACGGCGUGUCCCUGCAGCUGGCCCCCAACCAGCUCCGGCAGCCCAAGCAGCCCCAUGAGGGUUCCCGCGCCGACCUGGUAGUGGAGGACAGCCCGGAACUGCUGAACACGGAGCCACGGAGGCCGAAUCCAGGGCUCAGGCUGCUGCCCUAUCUGAUCACGCUGGGCGACGCAGUGCACAACUUUGCCGACGGGCUGGCCGUAGGCGCCGCCUUCGCAUCCUCCUGGAAGACGGGGCUGGCCACCUCGCUGGCCGUGUUCUGCCACGAGCUGCCCCACGAGCUGGGGGACUUCGCGGCCUUGCUGCACUCCGGGCUGUCCGUGCGCCGCGCGCUGCUGCUGAACCUGGCCUCGGCCGUCACGGCCUUCGUGGGACUCUACGUGGCGCUCGCGGUGGGAGUCGGCGAGGAGAGCGAGGCCUGGAUCCUGGCGGUGGCCACCGGCCUCUUCCUCUACGUGGCGCUCUGUGACAUGCUCCCGGCCAUGCUGAACGUCAGGGACAAGAGGCCCUGGCUCCUCUUCCUGCUGCACAACGUGGGCCUGCUGGGCGGCUGGACCGUCCUGCUGCUGCUCUCGCUGUACGAGGACCACAUAACCCUCUGAGACCCCCGCCCGGUCUCCGGCGCGGCCCGGCCCUGUGUCCCUGCCCCGUCUCGUCCCUGGCCCUGCCCCCUGCCCGGUCUCCGGCGCGGCCCAGCCCUGUGUCCCUGCCCCGUCUCCAGUCCCUGGCCCUGCCCCCUGCCCGGUCUCAGGCCGCGGCCCUGCGCUGUGUCCCUGCCCCGUCUCGUCCCUGGCCCUGCCCCCUGCCCGGUCUCAGGCCGCGGCCCUGCGCUGUGUCCAUGCCCCGUCUCCAGUCCCUGGCCCUGCCCCCCCGCCCGGUCUCUGGCCCCAGCCCUGCCUUACUGCCUUGUGCCGGUUUGGUCUCUGGCACCCUGGCAACUUUGAGCCCCGGGCGGCUGAAAAGUCCCUGGCCUGCAAGCGCCCCCCCCCCCCCCCCCCCCCCGCUGUGCCCCAGCCCCAGCCUCAAUAAAGAAACUCUGCUUUGGA